Molecule: messenger RNA, 2685 nt
Organism: Trichobilharzia szidati
Lineage: Eukaryota; Metazoa; Platyhelminthes; Trematoda; Strigeidida; Schistosomatidae
Source: the annotation of a GenBank genome assembly
AUGAAAACAGUACUUUUGACUCAUAAGUCAUCUGUAAUAAAAUAUAAUAUAAACUAUUUCAAAAUUUAUCGUGAAUGUUUACAGUUGAACAAAAUGAGCUUAGAAGGCAAUUCACGAGAAGUAGUCUAUGUCAAAGCAAAGCUUGGUACAGAAGGUGGUACUGAUCAGUAUAAGAAAUUCGCUAUUGAUCCAAAUAUCACUGAUUACAAAGUUCUUUUGGGCUUGCUGUGUAAAUGUUUUAACAUUAACUCUGACUUUUCAAUCUGUUAUUUGGCUGUCGAUGAAUUCGGUGAACAAUUUUAUUUACCGUUACAAUCUGAUUGGGAUUUAGAUGCAUCGAUUAUCACAUCUUCUGAUUCCACCUUACGGUUGAAAAUCACUCAAAAACCCAAAGUCUCUGAUCCUCAAGAUUGGGAUAUUGUUAUUCCAAGCAGUGUCCAAUCUAAUUCCAAAAGACGUAAACCUCCAAGUGAUACAAAAAAUGAUUUAAAACACCAUGACUCAAAAGGAUCUUCACUUUUUUCACAAUUAACUCAACGUUUAGAAAAAACUGUUGCAAAUGUUCGCAAGGCUAUUGGAUUUAGUAUUGACGGUGAUGGUUUUAUCGACUCAGUUCAAUCUCCUAUAUCAGAUAUACAAAUGCGACAAUACAUGGAUGAAAAUGGACGCAUUAUUUAUUUAAAUCAGUUUUACCUAGAUGUAUAUUUACAUGGCUUAGAACACAGUUUACGUAAAGUUGCCUGGCGGCUUUUACUAUCAGUUUGUCCAGCGGAUACAACAGGUCAAGAACGCUUUCAUCUAUUGGAUGUCAAAGCUCAACAGUAUGCAUCGCUUAAAGAAAAUUGGAAAAAAUUGUACGCCUCAGGCUUAAUGUCUGAGUAUCAAUUAUCAACUCUGGCUUCAAUUAGCAUAGAUGUUGUUCGUACGGACUGGAAAGAAGACUAUUAUCGGAAUGAUGAUAAUCAUCACCGUGUCUGUCAGUUAUUUGAUAUUCUCGCUACUUAUUGUAUCCAUCAUCCAAAUAUCGGAUAUAGCCAGGGUAUGUCUGAUUUGGCCAGUCCCUUGCUAGUUGUUCAAGGCGAUGAAGCAUUAGCCUAUUUAUGUUUCUGUGCUUUAAUGCAACGUGUCAAAUCGAAAUUUAGUGAUACAUAUCAAUCUGUGUUAAUUAAUGAUAUGCAAGAUUUACACGAUCUACUCACAUAUACAGAUAGUGAAUUAGCACAAUUUUUUCGUGAACAUAAUUUAGCCAAUAUGUAUUUCACUCAACGUUGGUUCAUAUUAGAAUUGAAACGUGAAUUCAAUUUCAGUGAAUCUUUGCGUAUUUUUGAAUCUCAAUGGGCAGCUUCAUGUCUUGUAAAUAAUAAUAUUAAUAAUAAUUUAGCUGAAAAUGAAACUUACAAUUCAAAGUCUGAAGGUUAUCUUGUUCUAACUGAUGGCACUUCUAAUCUGUACACAAAUUCAAAUUCUGCAUCAGCUAGCAAUUGGCAGCAUUAUACAGCUCGAGAUGUUAGCCUGAUUAAUUCGUUAAUAGGUUCAAAUUAUGUUGUAAAUUUGAAAAAAUCAUCUACAGUUGUAGCUAAUUCAAAUAUUAGUCAAUUGGAAAUUCAAUCACCGCCUGCCUCUUCGCCUACUUCGCCGUCAUCUUCAUCUGAUGUAAGCUUCUGUUAUGAAUUGUCCAACAGUAUACCGCCUAAAACAUUGAUGCCUGCUAAUAAUUCCUCUUCUGAAGCAUUAUUCAGUGAAACUAAAUUUGAAAUAAUCCCCGAUGAAUCAGUAUCAGAUUUUUCAGAUUCACUGAGUCGACAGUCUUCACAUAAUAAUAAUCAUCAUCAUCAUCGGACAUCAACGGGUAAAUUGCCUUCAUUCUCUGGUGAAAGUGAACCUAUACAAAUCAAGACCAGUGUGACACAAUUACCACCGUUGAAUCAAUUCGGUCAGGGUAAUCCAUUUCUUGUAUUCCUUUGCUUAUCUUUAAUAUUAGAAUAUAAAGAGGUAAUCAUGUCAGAGAUUAAGGAGCCCGGAGAUAUUAUACACUUUUAUCAACAAUAUUCUGGUAAACACAAUUCUUCGCGUAUACUCUAUCGAGCGAAGAAGUUAUUCAAUAAAUAUUUAGAACAGAAUAAUUUUCUAUUGACUGGUUAAGAAUUUAAAGCAAAUCACAAAAAAAUCUGUACAGUUAGUUUUACUGAGAUUGAUAUUAAAUAGAGUGUGAUAAAUUCCCCUUUUGUAUUUUGUUUUACAGAUGAUAGUGUUUUUUUCUUUCUUUCUUUGAUUUGUUUUGUGUGUGUUUUUAUACAUAUAUUGAAUGACCACCAUCAGUAAUGUAUUACUUAAAUAUCAUCUUCAUGAUAUCAUGACUUCGUAUGUAAUCAUCACUAUUAUCCCUUGAGAAACAGAUUUUUCAAAGAAGCCUAACACCUAUUUUAUACACUGUGAUAUUUAAUUUUGUUUUCUCAGAUUCCUCUAAAUUGUAUUUUUGUUGUAUUUUUUUGAAUUUAUCUUGUGUUUGAAGUAAUUGUGUUUUUUGUUUUGUUUUGUUUUGGUUUCUUUACCAAAGUUUAAAGCUGUAUACGCUUGCAUGUAUGUCUGUUUGUAAAAUACUAGAUAGAUAAGACGUUUAUAUUAUGAUGAAAUCAACAAUUUACAGUGCUACACUCUGUAUAUGAACAGCGUAUCGAUGUUAAU